This is a messenger RNA of Tinamus guttatus (white-throated tinamou), 867 nucleotides long. It is a transcript of the gene GLYATL3, whose product is annotated as glycine-N-acyltransferase like 3. Gene Ontology annotation, molecular function: glycine N-acyltransferase activity. Gene Ontology annotation, cellular component: mitochondrion. NCBI's taxonomy places the organism in Eukaryota, Metazoa, Chordata, Aves, Tinamiformes, Tinamidae. The record is from RefSeq and is a predicted model, not a curated record.
AUGCUGGUGCUGAACUCUUCCACUAAACUGCAGAUGCUGGAGAAAAUGUUAAUGUGGAGUUUUCCCGAGUCCCUCAAGGUUUAUGGGGCUGUGAUGAAUAUCAACCGAGGGAAUCCCUUCAGGAAGGAGGUGGUGGUGGACAAGUGGCCAGACUUCAAAGCUGUUAUCACCCGGCCACAGAGGGAGAGUGACAUGGAUGACCUUGACCAUUACACCAAUGCGUAUGCAGUUUUCUACAAGGAGCUGCAAGCUUACAAGGAGCUACUGGAAAACACAAAUACUAUUAACUGGGGGCAGAUUUUUCAGAUACAAGGGCUCCAGGAUGGAAUAUGGGAAGUAUCUAGAACUGUGGCUUUAACUAAGGAGGUAGAUGUGAAAACAUCCUCUUUCAGGGCGAUUAUCCAUUCAGAUCCGGAUACACUGCCAGCUAUCAAUUUCCAGAUGGACCCUAAAUUAACAGUGUCUUAUCUGGACAUCUCCCACGCCAGCCUGCUCAAUGAAACGUGGUCGCGCGGAGGCAACCCAAGGUGCCAGCGGUACCUUGCUAACCUCAUUUGCUGCUUCCCCAGUGUCUGUAUCUUGGAUGACAAAGGGUGCCCCCUCUCCUGGAGCCUGACAGACCAGUUUGCCACCAUGAUUCAUGGUUAUACUCUUCCAGAGCAUCGAAGGAAGGGUUACAGUCGGCUUGUGGCUACCACUUUAGCUAAGAAAUUACAUAGUCAGGGCUUUCCGGCACAGGGCAAUGUUGUGGAGACAAAUAUGCCAUCUGUAACAAUGCUGAAAAGCAUGAAUGCCCGAUUUCUUCCCUGCUCCUUUUUUAGAAUGAUUCAUACGCCUUUUCAUUUUUUAUCUAAACCUCGCUUAUAG